AGUAACUUACUCUGUCUUGUUUUAACUCGGAGUUUGGCUUCUAAAUUAUCGCCGGCCACGCCCGAGAGCUUUCGUGAAGCCACGAACAAGUACUGUCAAGCUGCCUCUCUUGCUUGCUCUCUUACUUUUCCUUCUUGCUUCUGUUGACAUGAGUUUAUUGAACGCGUUGUGGGCAUCAUUAACGGGGCAGCAGCAGUCAGGCCUCGGGCGCAGGGAGAGGAACACGAUCGAGCUCAUUGCAAAGCGAUUCAACAAAGAUGCGGAUUGGCAGAUUGGCGUUGUGAGCGCACUGUGCGCAGAGCCACGGGGAACGCGCGACUACAUCUUUGGCACCGUGUCGAACGCCACGCGGCAGCUGGAGCUUCUGAAUGCCGUUCUACGGAAGCAUAGCCCAGCGGCCCCGGCGAGCACAGCAGGCGCCGGUGGCGAUACAAGCGGCGCUUCACGCACGGCGCAUCAGGCCAACCAGCAGGGAGCUGCAGCGGGUGGCCCCGGGCUCGGUGGCGCCGCGGGGAGGAACGAGCUGGCAAGCGCUGAGCCGAUGCGCGAAGUCAUACGUGCGGCAGUUCGCGAGACGUGGCAAGAGCUUGCGGCGCGGCAGCGGCUGGCACGCAAGCGCAAGUCCUUUUGCGAAGCUAGCAGCCGGGACGUGGACGUGCUCGUGCACGGCGCCCAGCUGGUGGAGGUCCGCGGCGAGGCAUUGGCGCCGCAGGACGUUCAGGUACCGGCUGGCACGCCCGAGUGCGACAGCUUCGUGUGGGAGCAGGGCGGCGGCGAGAAUGCCAUGACACCAGCGCUCCUGCAGUACCACCAGACGCAGUUAGAGAAGUUUGGGGUUAGUUUCGACAAGCCUGGCGGCUUCAAGAUGAACGACACACACAAUAAGGGCGAGCUCAUCCCGUUCAAAUGUGGCGAGCAGUCCUUCUCCGGCGGCUUUGACGGCUGUGUCGCCCCGUACGGCUUGGAUCCGGAGUCCAUCGUGUACCAAAGCAGAAUCAUCUAUGAGCACAAGCGUUGGGAGAUAACGGCCACCGACAAAGACCAAGCAAUUGUGCAGCUGCUGGGAGCGUACGCCUACAACUCCUGCCCCGUGCUUUUGGAUCUUACCAACGGCCAGACGCACAACAUCUACACGAUUCGCGGCACGUGCAUUUAUCUCUGGAAGGACCUGAAGCCCACGCAGGCCUACUUCCUUCAGGCGCGGCACCUGCAGGCAGCAGACCACCUCCGUGCAGCCCUCGACUUGCAGCUGGGCCAGAUCCCGGAGGAGGAGCAGCGGACCAUGCGCCACGUGCGACAGGCCCUGGCCCCCGCCAUGAUUGGCGGUGCCGCCGCACCGCAGUAGCAACUGCACUCGUUGCUGCCGCCGUUCAUGGCUCCAGGGGAGCACGAGCCGGUGUCUCAGGAGCUGGUCUGCUAGGGACGGCGGACUUCACUUAGCCGCCCGAGGAGCAGAUUCAGAUCCCCAUCCACCCUGUCCCUCACGCCUGUCCCUGCCCGCGACCCCAUCCUUCUACAUGUAGGCAUGGUGCUUACACAGCACGAUGGCCAGCACGGUGGCCGGCUGCUGUUGACAGUACGGUGCUCACACCCCAACGCCAACCCUCACCAGGCCGCGGGUCCGCUUGGGCACCAGGGCCCUCACAACACCGUGAUGAAGCGGAGUAAUGCACUGCUGGCAACCCAGCGGCUUCCUGUGUGCUGCCUGCCUUAUGGGCGCCCCUGCUUUGCGGCCCGCCGGGUGCUUGGCGGUCAUUCGGUGCUUGUCUGGUCGGCUGCUCAGCUGUCAGGUGGUCGCUUGUGCUGGCGUGCUGCUACCCUAUGGGCGGGGGCGCUGUCCCUCAGACACGUGUCAGACAGAUAAGCCGCUGCCCAAUGACAUGUGUGCGUGUGGUGAUUUUGUUUGGCUGGGCUCGCUGUCGGCGCAAGUGGAUUGUAGCAAGCGGGCAUUCGGACAUCAUUCGGUAUCCACUUGGUAGAUGUUGCUAGCAGCACCAGAACUGUGUACAAGAUGCUUGGGCGUUCUGUGCAGUUUGGGGGUUUGGUGUUCCUGGUAGGUGGCUUUUAUUACACACGUGCAGGGACAGGCGCCUGGGCGCCGAAGAUGAAUACGGCGACAGUUGUGUCAACUGCCAAGGCUUGAGCGCGUGUUAAUGUGCGUGGCUUUCGCGCCUCUCCACAUGACUCGCUGGGAAUGCGUGCAUGGAAGUGGUCUGGAGUCGGCUGCUGCACUUGAAAGCGAGAGGACAGAACCGCAGGGGUACAGCGAAAGCUUCUUAUGGCAGUAAGCUUACACAAGGCUGCAACAAUGGCCACAGCAAGCGGCGUGAAUGUCCAACCAGGGUCAAGGAUGGCGCUACUACAGACGUGUUUUGUUUUCCACCCAAGGUCUUCGGGCAUCAGGGCCCAGUAGUUGCGGCGUGCAUGUGCGUAGCGGAGGGGGCGAGCAAGGCCACGUGGAGCAGUAGAGCGCGGCGCCGCCCAAGAAGCGGCGCCGGCGCGCAGGUUGAGGCCGGCCGGUGCCUGCUUAGGGUCUUUGCUGGCGAGCAUAGCA
Messenger RNA from Chlamydomonas reinhardtii, 2554 nucleotides. RefSeq lists its product as uncharacterized. The transcript is spliced from 9 exons. The coding region runs from base 149 to 1345 and encodes 398 amino acids. The record is from RefSeq and is a predicted model, not a curated record. Lineage: Eukaryota; Viridiplantae; Chlorophyta; Chlorophyceae; Chlamydomonadales; Chlamydomonadaceae.